AUGGGGGGAAUACUUUCAAUCUUUUGCAAAAUAGGUGGUGACACUACGGUACCAGAUUUGAAUCUUGACUUUGAAACUGGUUUUGACGCCACACCAACACAGGCAGAAUUAACUCUUUAUGAACAUGUUUCUACUCUUCUUCAACCCACUGAAACGCUUUUGGAUUCUUUACGGCGCUAUGAAGGAUGUGGUGAUCUAAUAAGAAAAGCAAUAUCCAACCCAACAUCUGAUAAUGAAGAGGAAGCUUGGCAGGCUGUUCAACCCGUAGUUGCGAAAUUAAAAAAAUAUUUUGAAUAUUCAACUUCUCUAGUACUCUGUGAAGGAAAUGUUAGAAAAAAUAUUGAACAGCAUCAAGCACUCACAAAGCUAUUUGCUGAUAUACUGGACUUUGCAUUUGAGUUUGACUAUCUGAAGAUGAAAACGCCAUCAAUUCAAAAUGAUUUUUCCUAUUACAGAAGAACACUGAGUAGAGGAAAACAUACAAAUGAAACAGAUUUGAGAACGGCUAUGAUUGAAGAUGAAUUGGCGAACAGAAUUUCCUUGUUCUAUGCAUAUCCAACGCCGAUGUUGAAGAACAUUACAGAUGUAACUACACUCUUUGUCGAAAAGAACAGUUUUGGGAAAAGUGUAACUGAAUGUUUAUCGGGGUUGGCUGCUGCAUGUUAUUAUGCAGUUACAAAAAAGAGAAUUCAAAAACCAGAAAUGACUGCCUUUUGUCUAAGGGUGAUGGUUGUGUCUAUUAUUUUAUAUGAUCACAUUGACCCACAGGGAGCUUUUAAUAGACAUUCAUCUAUUAAUAUAAAAUUAUCCGUAAAGGCAAUCCAAACCUACGGCUCGGAUGAAUGUACAAAUCUGAUAUCUGCUCUACGUUUCAACACCAAACAUCUGAAUGAUGACUCUACCCCUAGAAAUAUAAAACAAUUGCUGAGCAGUCACUAA
Cetraspora pellucida is the source of this 939-nucleotide messenger RNA. The record is from the annotation of a GenBank genome assembly. NCBI's taxonomy places the organism in Eukaryota, Fungi, Glomeromycota, Glomeromycetes, Diversisporales, Gigasporaceae.